UUCCCCCAUCUCUCUAACCAUUUUUCCUUGCCCAUAAAGCAGAUGACUUUCACACUGUCUCUCUCUCUCACACACACACCAGCUAUACAUCUAGCACCUAGUAGCUCACCGCUCUAUAUAUACAGCCAUACGAAGCCGCUAGGGCAAAAGAGAUUCCAAUAGCUCACACACCUAAAAAAAUUGUAGUAAAAAAAGAGAGAAAAAUGGAUGUUGCAAAAAUGGAGACCGAUGGUUCUUCGGAUGUUGUAGCUCAGGAGCUGUGUGUCCUUGCAGUUGAUGACAGUCUUGUGGAUAGGAAGGUUAUUGAGCGCUUGCUCAAGAUUUCUCGCUGCAAAGCGAUUUCUGUGGAAAGUGGGACGAGGGCUCUGCAGUAUUUGGGCUUGGACGAAGAGAAGAACUCUUCUGGGUUUGAUGACUUGAAGGUGAAUCUGAUAAUGACAGACUAUUCUAUGCCUGGCAUGACUGGAUUUGAACUUCUCCAGAAGAUCAAGGGCUCGGCCAAACUCAAGGGAAUCCCGGUUGUGAUCAUGUCGUCUGAGAACAUAAUGACUCGUAUAGAUAGGUGUUUGGAGGAAGGGGCCGAAGAAUAUCUCGUGAAGCCGGUAAAGCUCUCGGAUGUCGAGAGGGUUAGAGACUGCAUUCUGCGAGGAGAGGGCAAAACAGGGAAUUCACUUAACCCUAAGAGGAAAAUCGGAGUCGAGCCUCCACCACCGGCCCUCGACUGUGAAACUGAUCCAGUGGGGCCCACAUCAUCAGAGCCCAUCAGCCAUGAAAGCCCGACUUCCCCUUGUCCGGGCCCAGAACUUCAGCCCGAGCUGCACGAUCAGCCUCUGGCCAAGCGCCAAAGUUUGGUGGCAGCCGCAGAUCGACUUUGACUUUGACUUUGACUUUGACUUUUGACCCAUCCUGACUCGACGCUAUUAGUAUUAAGUGUUCUGUUUUCUUUUGAGUCUUAGCUUGUUAUAUUAGAAAUGUAGGUAAAUGGUGAUUAAUUUUGGAGAAGCGAUUGUGAUCAGUUGGGCUAAUUCGGUUUUGUUCGGGCUCGACUUGUUUUUUGGGUACAAACAUGGCUAGGGAAUGAGUAGAUGGAUGAUGAAAUUGUUUUUUGUUUCUGUAUGGUACAUAGUAGUGUGUAAUCAUCUGCAUGGAGUUUGACUCCAAGGUCAGUUAGUUGUCUGGUUUGUAAGGCUGUUUUUGGUAUUUUUUGUCUGGAAUUGAACUGGCCAAUUGUCAUAUGAUUUGGUGAAGUAUAGUUCUGCAG
Molecule: messenger RNA, 1261 nt
Organism: Striga asiatica
Lineage: Eukaryota; Viridiplantae; Streptophyta; Magnoliopsida; Lamiales; Orobanchaceae
Source: the annotation of a GenBank genome assembly